AUGACGACAGUGACUGUGCCAUUGACGGAGGAUCCGUUCAAGGCUCAUAUACUCGACUACAUUUCCGAUGACGAUUAUAGCGAUGGUGAUGAUGAUGAUGACGACCAUUCCAUACACGAUGAAGAUUGGGCGGAUUUAGAAGAGGAGUACGAAAAAAAGGAGGACGAAGAUGUCGCCGUCUUUCGGGCCAUUGUUGAUCACAUGCCCAUUGAAAGUUUGUUGCACCUCCUUCAAGGACAUGUACGAGCCUUGCAACAUCGAGGAAAAUUAGAGACCAAAGUUGAUGUGUAUGAUUCUAAUGAUACGACUACUACUACUAAUAAUAAUAAUAAUAAUGGAAAGCAGCAGCAACAACACCAACGACAGCGAGAAGAAGAAGAUACAGCAGACACAAAGUCGCAAUCACAAGACUUCAAGGAGGACGGAGAAGAAGAAGAAGAAGAAAAACAGGAGGAAGAAGCAGCCACAGCAGCAAUGCGAAUCGAAAAGCAGUUCCGAUGGGCCACAGAAGAGGAUUAUACUGUCAAGUCAGACAUUCACGAAAUUGAUCCCUGGAAAGAAAACAGCGACUUGUGGUUUUCUGGUCACGAAUUGUCGGCCAUCAAACAGGACUUGGUCCGACAGAUUCGUUUCUUUCUAAUGCACCAUCAAGAACGGAUCGAAACUCUCGAUAAAGUUGUGUCUGGGGAUGGUCCCGAAUUGGUGAUUGAAGAGUGCAUCAAGGAAUUGACCCGGCAUUCCAUUGGUCGUGGAUUGGAAGGACACAUGUCCCGGUUGAUUCAACAGACGAGAAAGGAUCACGUCCGGAAUGUGUUGAAUGCUCAAACCAGCUGCAAUGCCCGAAGGCAGUCCUAUGAUGAAUCUGUCGAGAUAUUACGAGAACACUCCUUGGUCUAUGGUCAACGAAUGAAACUGUAUUCCCAACGAAUGGCCAAGAGUGAUGAAAUUGAAGCCUUGACGGCGAACAUGAGCCGAUGGGAACCGGCAAAAAGCAUCUGA
Messenger RNA from Cylindrotheca closterium, 999 nucleotides. NCBI's taxonomy places the organism in Eukaryota, Bacillariophyta, Bacillariophyceae, Bacillariales, Bacillariaceae. The record is from the annotation of a GenBank genome assembly.